AUGGAGUGUUUUUCAGAUUCUUCAGCUGAGAGGCCAUCUGUCAUUGAAAGUGGCACAUUCACCUGCUCAUCACUUCUGCAGCAGUCUAUCGCUCUUUCUAUCCAAGAGAACAGCAAGUGCUUUCCGCUUUGCUUCAGAAAAGAGCAAACUAGUUCCCUGAGGGAUGUUUUUCUACUCAGUAGAAUCCAGCAUUGCCUCCGUGGGCACUUGUCUACCAUUCCUGACCUGCAGCACAUAGGGCCUCCACGACUGAAAAAUGAAGAUGACUGUAAGAGCUCUGAUGAACCUGUUUGGACAACAGACAGCAACAAAUACCUGUCUCGGUGGAGGAGUUUAAGAGCACUGCAGAGAUUCUCAGACAGUACAGAAUAUCUUGGCUCGCACAGGCCACUCUCUUUAUCUCAAAACAAUACCAGCCAAGCUCCUCUGUACCUACAACUGAAGAGCUGCAGGAACAGGAGGACAGUAGCUAACACAGCUUUUAAAUUGAAUCUCCUUGUCUUAUUAAAAAAAGAAAAAGAAAGAAAAAGAAAAAAAGAAAAAGACAUGCAUUCUAAGCAAGAUGAGGUAUCUGAUUCCAAGGAAGAAAACUAUGCACGGCAGGUUGAAGCUACAGGGGCAGUCCUGACUGGUUUUUCUCCAUCCAGCUACUUUACUUACGGCCCUUUGAAACCAGCAGUUCCUGUGGAUCAGGACUUAAAGUGUAAACUUUUCAAAAAGAGAUGGUUUAAUUUACUCAACAACGUGUGAAUAUGCCCUGUUGCUGUAACUCAGAUGCUACCAGUUAGCUAGAUCAUGUAUCAAAAGUGUAAUCUGCAAGAGCAACAUGAACUGGUGAAAUGUACCUCUGAUGCUGGUUUCCUAUGUUAUUUUGUAGAAUUUUUGUAAUUAUCUUGCUGAGUCGUAAUCCCUGACAUUUGCUUUCACAAAGCAUCUAGUGGAGAAUGCAAUACCCUAAUUAUGUUUCUGUGAAAGAGUUGAGGGGAAAAAAAAGUUGCGCUCUUUAGCACAGCAUUUUAAAGAAAAGCUGUUUCAUGAAUAGUAUAUAUAUCAAAUUUUGCGAAGGCUAGGGAUACUUUACCAACUGUAGUUCCUGGUUGUUUUAUAUCACAGUAUAUCAACAUAGUUGAACAUAUGUUAAUCGUAAGUUCUUUUCUAAACUGCGUGCUGUACUUGCCUACAUCCUAAGCAAAAUAGGCACUGGCUCCAGCCUAAAUAUUUUUCUAUAUUUAUGUUUGCUAUCUUAUGUUUUUAAGUAUUUUCUGAGAUGGAUAAGUAUUUUCUGAGAUAGUUACCACAUUUUAAAUAAAUAUCUUUUGUUUAAAAAAAAAUCCGUGCUUUCUCAUAUGACGUUUUACAGUAGCUUUUAUAUUAAAGAAAUGAAGAUCAAGAAUAACAGUGAGUUUGAAUUGCAGCUUAUAAAGAUCUCCUCAUGUUCUAUUCUUUUAUAUAGGGAACUAGACGCAAACAAUGUGAAGUUGUAAAACUGAUU
This is a messenger RNA of Calidris pugnax (ruff), 1492 nucleotides long. RefSeq lists its product as uncharacterized. The record is from RefSeq and is a predicted model, not a curated record. NCBI's taxonomy places the organism in Eukaryota, Metazoa, Chordata, Aves, Charadriiformes, Scolopacidae. The coding region runs from base 1 to 750 and encodes 249 amino acids. The transcript is spliced from 6 exons.